AUGGCGAACGUAAUUCCCAUUUACAAUUUUGCCCUUCCCGCAUUCGCCUAUUUACUCCUACUCCUAUCCUCCACCGCCGCCGCGAUCAACGUCACCGUCGUCCUCUCCUCUUUCCCCAAUCUCUCCACCUUCUCUAACCUCCUCGUCUCCUCCGGCAUCGCCGCUGAGCUCUCCGGCAGAAACUCACUCACACUCCUCGCCGUUCCCAAUUCUCACUUCUCCUCCGCCUCUAUUGACCUCACGCGCCGCCUGCCUCCUUCCGCCCUCGCAGAUCUCCUCCGCUUCCAUGUCCUUCUCCAGUUCCUCUCCGAUUCCGAUCUCCGUCGUAUCCCACCUGCAGGCUCCACCGUCACCACUCUCUACGAAGCCUCCGGCCGUGCAUUUCUCGGAUCCGGAUCCGUUAACGUGACCCGAGACCCGGCGUCAGGAUCCGUCACGAUCGGAUCCCCAAACUCGAGAAACGUCACCACCGUACUAAAGCUCCUCGAAACCAAACCUCCGAACAUAACCGUCCUCUCCGUUGACUCUCUCCUCGUCCCCGCCGGAAUCGAUAUCACCGCAUCGGAGACUCUCACUCCGCCGCCGACGUCGGGGACGUCUUCUCUCGCUCCUCCUCCGGCGGGAAUCAACCUCACGCAGAUACUAAUCAACGGCCACAACUUCAACGUCGCUCUCUCCCUCCUCGUCGCCUCCGGAGUCAUCACCGAAUUCGAGAACGACGAACGCGGCGCCGGAAUCACCGUCUUCGUCCCAACCGACUCCGCUUUCUCCGAUCUCCCCGAUAACGUCAACCUCCAGUCGUUGGCGGCGGAUAAAAAAGCCGUCGUGCUCAAAUUCCAUGUCCUCCACUCGUAUUACACACUCGGAUCUCUCGAAUCGAUAACCAACCCGGUUCAACCAACAUUAGCCACUGAGGAAAUGGGAGCCGGUUCGUACACUCUCAACAUUUCUCGGGUUAACGGGUCGAUCGUAACGAUCAAUUCCGGUUUGGUUUUGGCCGUUGUGACGCAAACCGCAUUUGAUCAGAACCCGGUUUCUGUCUUCGGAGUAUCCAAAGUGCUUUUACCUAAAGAGCUGUUUCCGAAAUCGGGCCAACCCGUGAGUCCCGCUGCUACGACAACUCCUCCACAUGAGAUUUCUUUGUCGCCGAGGGGUUCUGAUGAACAGCCGUCGUCGCGAUUUGUAUCGCCACCGGGUGAGGUAGUUCCCUCCGGCGUGGUGAAAAGGACACGUGGUUUCUUGGCUUUAUGGUGGUGGUGGUGUAUAGCAUUUUGUUAUGUUUUGGUAUGA
Messenger RNA from Microthlaspi erraticum, 1290 nucleotides. The record is from the annotation of a GenBank genome assembly. Lineage: Eukaryota; Viridiplantae; Streptophyta; Magnoliopsida; Brassicales; Brassicaceae.